Molecule: messenger RNA, 1181 nt
Organism: Microstroma glucosiphilum
Lineage: Eukaryota; Fungi; Basidiomycota; Exobasidiomycetes; Microstromatales; Microstromataceae
Product: mitochondrial carrier
Exons: 6
Coding region: 114-1106 (330 amino acids)
Biological process (GO): mitochondrial phosphate ion transmembrane transport
Cellular component (GO): mitochondrial inner membrane
Molecular function (GO): phosphate transmembrane transporter activity
Source: RefSeq, a predicted model, not a curated record
CUCUCCUCCUCCUCCUCCUCCUCACCACCACUCAAGCGCAAGCGCACAACCUCCUCACACCAUACCCCCUUAGAUCCGUUUCCCCUCCCUCACCCUCACCUUUACGACUCAAGAUGUACACUUCUCCCAUGUUCGCCGGACUCAACGGUUCUGCGCCUGCCAAGUUCCCUGUGCAGGCCCCCCUCGAGGGACUCAAGAAGCCCACUGGUGUGGACCUUUAUGCCCGAUUCGCCCUCGCUGGUGCCAUUGGUUGUGCCGUCACCCACGGAGCCAUGACUCCUGUUGAUGUCGUCAAGACCCGUAUCCAGCUGCAACCCGAGAUCUACAACAGGGGUAUGGUCGCUGGUUUCCGCCAGGUCAUCGCAAAGGAGGGUUCCGGUGCCCUCCUGACCGGUUUCGGCCCCACUGCCGCCGGUUACUUCCUGCAGGGAGCCCUCAAGUUCGGAGGAUACGAAUUCUGGAAGAAGACCAUCAUUGACAACCUCGGCUACGAGACUGCCCAGAGGAACCGUGGUAGCGUCUACCUGGUCGCCUCUGCCAUUGCCGAAUUCUUUGCCGACAUUGCCCUCUGCCCUCUGGAGGCCACUCGUAUCCGUCUCGUCUCCGAGCCCACUUUCGCCAACGGUCUUCUCGGUGGUUUCGCCCGAAUUGCAAAGGAGGAGGGUGUCAAGGGCUUCUACUCUGGUUUCGGUCCCAUCCUGUUCAAGCAGAUCCCCUACACCAUGGCCAAGUUCGCCGUCUUCGAGGUAGCCCUCGAGCAGCUCGUCGGCCUCACCGGCAAGCCCAAGGACCAGCUCUCCCCCGGUACCCUCACCAGCCUCAACCUUGGAGGAGGUGUCAUUGCCGGUCUCGCCGCCGCCUUCAUCUCUCAGCCCGCCGACACCCUCCUGUCCAAGAUCAACAAGACCCGUGCCCUCCCCGGAGAGACUACCACCUCGCGUCUCAUGAAGAUCUCCUCGGAACUCGGUGUUAGGGGUCUCUUCGGUGGUAUGACCGCUCGAUUCUUCAUGAUCGGUACCUUGACAGCUGGACAGUUCGGUCUCUAUGGCAGCAUUAAGUCUGCUCUCGGUGCUACCGGUGGAAUUGAGCUGGCCAAGGUCGAAUAGAGGACUAUUGUCUAGCGCCUACCCACCCCUGUCCACUGAACUUCGCUUCACUCCGAAAAAAAUAAUCAGAUCUCC